ACUCGAUCGAUCUUUUUUCGAAUCCAUUCGGCUUAUCAAUGGCACGUGUUUUCGGCUCGAUCAUGCUUCUCGCUCUCGGUUUCUCGAUGGCCAUGGCAGCGGAUCAUAGUCCGCUUCAAGAUUUUUGUGUUGCUGACACAAAUGGCCAAGUUUUGGUGAACGGAAUGACUUGCAAAAACCCGAYUAUGGUUCAAGCCAGUGACUUCUACUUUGGUGGGCUCCACAUGAUGGGAAACACCUCGAAUCCUGUGGGGUCCAGGGUGACCCCUGUUUCCGUGACACAGUUGCCAGGACUCAACACUUUGGGAAUCUCGWUGGCUCGUAUUGAUUACGCUCCAUGGGGAAUCAACCCACCUCACACGCAUCCUCGUGCUUCUGAAAUCUUGGUUGUGUUGGAAGGCAGUUUGGAGGUCGGAUUUGUCACAUCAAACCCUGAAAACCGUCAUAUUUCCAAAGUAUUGUAUAAGGGUGACGUCUUUGUUUUCCCAGUUAACCUCGUACAUUACCAAAAAAACAACGGGAAGACGAACGCGGUUGCAAUUGCAGCAUUGAGUAGCCAGAACCCUGGCGUCAUCCCGAUUGCAAAUGUGGUUUUUGGUUCUAAACCAGAUAUAUCAACUGAUAUUCUCGCCAAGGCCUUCCAAACCAGCGAUGACGUUAUCAGUAACAUUCAGUUCAAGUUUUAG
Molecule: messenger RNA, 686 nt
Organism: Cynara cardunculus var. scolymus (artichoke)
Lineage: Eukaryota; Viridiplantae; Streptophyta; Magnoliopsida; Asterales; Asteraceae
Product: putative germin-like protein 2-1
Exons: 2
Coding region: 39-686 (215 amino acids)
Cellular component (GO): cell wall
Molecular function (GO): manganese ion binding
Source: RefSeq, a predicted model, not a curated record